Messenger RNA from Cotesia congregata, 408 nucleotides. NCBI's taxonomy places the organism in Eukaryota, Metazoa, Arthropoda, Insecta, Hymenoptera, Braconidae. The record is from the annotation of a GenBank genome assembly.
AUGAUUUGUAGAUCGUCUACUAAUCUGGCGAUUAGCCUAGCUUUCAUUGUCUUGUUCAGACCAGCUAAAACUAUUGAUCUUGCCCGAUUUUAUGGACACGUACAUUCCAAACGUUCAGGAGAUGCUUGUCACCCUUACGAGCCAUUCAAAUGUCCGGGAGAGGCAACGUGUAUCUCUAUUCAGUAUUUAUGUGAUGGGGCUCCAGAUUGUCGAGACGGAUACGAUGAAGAUCCUCGACUUUGUACAGCUGCUAGAAGACCACCCGUAGAAGAAACUGCUAGCUUUUUGCAAUCUCUUCUGGCAAGUCAUGGUCCAAAUUAUCUCGAAAAACUUUUUGGCAGUAAGGCAAGAGAUGCAUUAGCACCAUUAGGCGGUGUUAAUAUGGUUGCAAUAGCACUUUCUGGUUAG